UUCACCGAGAAGACCAGUGCACACUCCUCAUUAUUGAGACCGUUCUUCUCCCCCAUAGAUCGCUCCUCCACAAGACGCGGUUCAAUUGGGUUCCUUAGCCCACUCUAUCUCCAUACGUUGGAGAGCAUAAACCGGAACACUCCCUACCAACUUGACAUAACUGCAAUCAUAGCCGAGAUUUACAUUUGAAGCUUCAAUGGCGAUUUCAUCUCUCCCUUGUAUUCAACCUAUAAGAGUUCCUUUCAAAGCUUGUAGCUUCUUUCCUGCUGGUGUUUGUGGUGGAUUCAACAAUAAGAAAAUGAUAAAUGUUGUUGUUUUUUCUUCGUUGAGGAAAAUUUCCAACGAUAUCUACAUUGAAUACAAGGUUGAUACAUUGUUAGGCGUUAUCAAAUGGGAUGACAAAGGUUUAGCGUUGGCUAUAGCUCAAAAUGUUGACACUGGAGCCAUAUUAAUGCAAGGCUUUGUCAGCGAGGAUGCACUAGCUACAACUAUCACUUCUAGGAAGGCAACGUUUGAUCGAUCACGGGCAACAUUGUGGACAAAAGGAGAAACUUCCAACAAUUUUAUCAACAUUUAUGACAUAUUUGUUGAUUGUGAUCAUGAUUCGUUCGUUCUAAAUAACUUUCUCAUUGACAUCUUAUUGAUUGCUUAAUUUAUACAUAAUUGAAACUUCUCCUUAGAUAAUUUACCUUGGG
This is a messenger RNA of Gossypium raimondii (Peruvian cotton), 695 nucleotides long. Its product is annotated as histidine biosynthesis bifunctional protein hisIE, chloroplastic. The record is from RefSeq and is a predicted model, not a curated record. Gene Ontology annotation, biological process: L-histidine biosynthetic process. Gene Ontology annotation, molecular function: phosphoribosyl-AMP cyclohydrolase activity. Lineage: Eukaryota; Viridiplantae; Streptophyta; Magnoliopsida; Malvales; Malvaceae.